AUGAACUCCCCGUACCUGAGCCCAUCCUCUUCCUCAGACCCCAGGACAAGAACAGAUAGCAUCUUCCCCAUUCAUCUACAAGACUCUGGUGGCAUCAAGAAACGAAGCAACUCUCGAUCAAGUCGCCCUCAAUCAUUAUCUGCUGCCAACAUUGAACGUCAUCCCGAGCUACUGCCAGACCAUAUACCCUCUCGACUCAACAACCUGGGUAGCAACGAUUGGACUGCUGCAAAAUCAUCUCCCCCGCCUCAGCGUACUCAAGCUUCUUUCGGCUUGACAUCAGACCAUCAACCACUUCAACAAGCUGGUGAAUCACUCACAUUACCUGGUUUCCGAUCCUUGCAAAGCAACCAUCCAAGAUUCAAUUCUGUAUCUGGUGGUUCCAAAGAUAGUGUCCUUACUACAUCCGCAGACAUGGCCUCCCUGAGUUAUCUCCCUCCUCCUCACUACGGAAACAUGGCAUUCCAGGAUCCCUCUUUCGACAACAGCUAUCAACAGUCCGAAUCGAACUCUCAUAUCCACCCGUCAAGCAACUUUGGUUUUAUCUUUGGUACCUCAGCACCAUCGCAGCAGAGCAUAUACGCAUCUGGACCUCUACACCUGGAGUCUGCUUACUCUGCAGCUCCCAUGGAGCCAUCUUUGAACCACGCAUCCGAAUCCUCAUUGAGCCAUCUCAACAGAGCAGUCAGCCCAUUCCACACAUCUACCUACGACAGCCUCGAAUAUCCGCUUGCGUCCACCACCAACCGUUCGCUGACAAACAGGAGCAUAUCACACAGUCCACUGUCUCAACACAUGGAUCCUUUGACACCUCCAUUGACAGCAGGAUUGGACUCUGCGCAACCACAAUUAGCCGGAAGCCCAGGAGCCCAGAUCAGCAUGGAUCGAAUUCGAUCACCGAGCAUCUACGACACACAGUCAUACACCUCCUCGUUUGCGACACCAGCCCGAUCAACGCGCGCCAGCAAGUUCCUCGAACCAGCACUGACUCUCAAGUGA
Aureobasidium subglaciale EXF-2481 is the source of this 999-nucleotide messenger RNA. RefSeq lists its product as uncharacterized. Lineage: Eukaryota; Fungi; Ascomycota; Dothideomycetes; Dothideales; Saccotheciaceae. Bases 1 to 999 code for a protein of 332 amino acids. The record is from RefSeq and is a predicted model, not a curated record. The transcript is spliced from 4 exons.